Xenopus laevis (African clawed frog) is the source of this 2108-nucleotide messenger RNA. It is a transcript of the gene ovol1.L, whose product is annotated as ovo like zinc finger 1 L homeolog. The record is from RefSeq and is a predicted model, not a curated record. Gene Ontology annotation, molecular function: RNA polymerase II cis-regulatory region sequence-specific DNA binding; DNA-binding transcription factor activity, RNA polymerase II-specific. Gene Ontology annotation, biological process: regulation of DNA-templated transcription; regulation of transcription by RNA polymerase II; epidermal cell differentiation. The transcript has 4 exons. Gene Ontology annotation, cellular component: nucleus. NCBI's taxonomy places the organism in Eukaryota, Metazoa, Chordata, Amphibia, Anura, Pipidae. The coding region runs from base 1033 to 1764 and encodes 243 amino acids.
UAGUGCAGACACUUAUCACUUCAUCUAUGCUCAUCCAGGACCAGAAAGUUCAAUUCUUGAAGCUGGGGGAGCUAACUGCAGCCCUCCAGCUGUUGGGCUACAAAUAUCAAUAUCUUUGAGCUACCAGCCUCAAUUGCAGCUUUAAGAGGGUAAUGGUGUUCCUAUUUCAAUAACCUUAUUUUAUAUUGGAUGAAGAUUCCACUAUUUAUUUACUGACAUAUUUGGAAGAUGCAAUCUAUAUUCACCAGAGCAUGAGAACGGUCUUUGGGAUUAUUAAAAAGAAAGAAGUCAGUACCACCUCAGACAAUCAACCGUCAUUUCACAAAUUCUUUUUUCUUUUUGCAAGACUGGAUUUUUGAAUCUGUAUAAAUUCCUAUUGACUAGAGAAGAUGCUCAGCUAAGAACCAACGGGCCAAACAUUUUAAGGAUAAUAAGAUACCAGAGCACCAAAGCUUUUUUUCCUUAUUCUUUAAAUAUCAGUAUCUUUAUAGCACACCUUCAUAUCUACUGAAUAUAAUCAAGGAAUCUAUUCUUUCUUUUUUUCCCUUUUAAUAUAGUUUUAUACUCAAGGAUAAAAAAUUACUUUUCAAAAUUUUCAGACAAACAGGAACAGGUAUUAUCUCAAAAUAUUAUUUAUUCUAUAUACAAUAAUAUUUCAAGUGUACAACGAAUCUGUUGUACCGAAGAUAACAAAGGAAUAGAUGUUAUUAUUCUAUGGAUAAAUUAUCAGAUUCUGGAUUUGCAUAACUCUACCACGUACUGGAUCCAGAGCAACUUACCCCUUGGACUUUUUUUUGGAUAUUUUGUUCGUGGACUUCGUAUUUUCUAAACCCCAAUUGGUUUACAGCACAGGGCAUAAUAGCAGCAAUGAUGCUAAACACAGCUGUAUGUAGUAUGCCUCUUUAACUCUAAUUAAAUUAGAUAAAACAGGUAACUAUACAAGAACAAAGCAAUCUACCUUAAAAUCUCGGAGUUGUGUAAAAGAGCACACCGUUACUGAGGUGGAAACCUGAGAAGUCAAACUGAAAGAAGAUGCCUAGGGCUUUUCUGGUGAAAAAAACAUUUUUGGGCUCAGCAAAGAAGAAGUGGGGAGAGGUGCCUGAUGAGGACAGAGGCGAUGUAUAUGUACCAGUGGGCCUAGGAUACGUGGUUCAACAGAAGACAGAGCCCGAGUUAGAGGAGGCCCUUGACCUGUCACUUCAUCACCUUCGCUGUUUGUCCAAUUCCCCUUCAUGCCACGUGACAGAAGGAAGGCAAGAACAAGGAACCCAAGAAAAUGUUCCUACAAUUCAGGGCGAGCAGAGAAUACACUUUCACUGUGCUCUGUGUGAAAAGAGCUUCUCAUUUCAACGCAUGCUGAACCGCCACAUGAAGUGCCACAGCGAGGUCAAGCGGCAUCGGUGCGAACAUUGUGGGAAAGGUUUCAACGAUACAUUUGACCUGAAGAGGCAUGUACGCACCCAUACAGGUGUUCGCCCAUACAAAUGUCACCUCUGUGAAAAAGCCUUUACACAACGUUGCUCACUGGAAUCUCACCUGAAGAAGAUCCAUGGUGUGCAACAGAGUUAUGCCUAUAAAGAACGGCGAACCAAACUCUACGUCUGUGAGGAUUGUGGUUUCACUGCUGACAGCCAGGAGAGUCACCUCCAUCACCUUCAAGACCAGCAUCCUUCUAGUGCCCUGUUAAAUCGAACCUCCAAGAAGUUAGCUGUAGUUCUGCAGAAUAGUGUCAAUACAUUGCUGCAGGGUGGUCCUAUUAUCUAAAUCUUUUUAGGUCCAAUUGCUAUGGUAAGCACUGACUAAUUUCAAUAUGUAUUUUUUUUUACUGGAACAUAAUUUUUACAGAUUAAAAACAAGCUUCCCAAUGCAGCCUUUGUUUUUAGUAACAGAUACAAAGCCCACAUACAUUUAUGGAGCAUGUAAGAUUUAUGCCAUUUGUUUUAUUUGGGUUUUUAUUAGGUUAAGGGCCUAUGGAACCAUUUCAUAUGCACAUUAAAACCAAAUAAUCAAGACAGAAAAGUACUCCCCAUUGCAGUAAAUGUGAAUUUCACAAAAAUAUUUACAGAAUUCCCCAUUGCCAAAUGCAAUAAAGCCUUUUUUCUGGUGAA